CCAUUCAAUUAAUACUUAGACCUGAAUAGAACAGCUAAACUUUAAAAUGUUGUAAAACUAAGUUUCUAAGAAAUGGUUAUGGUGUCUUUCUAUCUGCUAUUCUUUUUAGUGUUCAUCUUUUCAUCUUUUGUUGUCCUAUUCAAAUUUUUGAAAGCUGAUGGAGAUUUUACUCUGCUCUCAAAAAAAAUCAUACAUGAGCAAAUUGAAGACAAGGUUGUUUGGAUUAGUGGAGCCAGCCGUGGACUUGGGGAGGCUCUUGCUAAGCAUUUUGCAAGCCUAGGAGCCAAGCUCAUAUUGUCUGCUCGAAAUGAAUUUGAAUUGGAGCGAGUUAAAAACAAACUUAAUGGCAAGCACGCUCCAAGCGAGGUAAAGAUCUUGCCUUUGGACUUGACAUCAGGAGAAGAUACUCUUAGGGAGGCUGUGCAAAGAGCAGAAGCCUUUUUCCCUGCUUCUGGUGUUGAUUAUAUGAUUCACAAUGCGGCAUAUGAACGCCCUAAAUCUACAGCUUUAGACGUCUCUGAAGAUAAUCUUAAGGCUACAUUCAAUGUAAAUGUUAUAGGAGCAAUAACUCUAACCAAGCUGCUUGCUCCUUACAUGCUGAAAAGGGGAAGAGGUCAUUUUGUUGUGACCAGUAGUACUGCAGGGAAGAUACCUUCAUCAAAUAAAGCUGUAUAUUCUGCUUCUAAAUUUGCCUUGCUUGGUUACUUCCACUCCUUGCGCUCAGAGCUCUUUGAUAAGGGAAUCAUGGUCACUAUUGUCUGUCCUGGUUCAAUAGAAACAUCAUCAAAUAUUGCUCAAGCAGGAAACUCAGGCCAAGGAAGGCCCUCAAAGCUUCAGAAGAGUGUCUCUGCGGAAAGGUGUGCUCAGCUAAUAGCAAUAGCUGCGAGUCAUUGUUUAAAGGAAGCAUGGAUAUGUAACCAACCUAUGCUUGCAGUGAUGUAUGUAGCUCAAUACAUGCCAACAGUAUGCUUUUGGCUCAUGGAUAAGAUUGGCGGAAAGCGAGUCGGAGAAGCUACACCAAGCAAGGCAAAGACUACAUGAAGUUUUAGUGAAAAUCUUAGGAAUAACUGCUUAAUAUGAUUAUCUUAGUAGUUAAAGUUGAAUUUAUAUACUUACUUUGGUUUUUAUAAGUCCCUAUAAAUAAUGACAUUUUGUGAGGAGAAAUAUCACCAUUUAUAACAACUCUUAAAAAUCAGAAGUAUUUGGUUCUUGCA
Molecule: messenger RNA, 1214 nt
Organism: Amaranthus tricolor (Joseph's coat)
Lineage: Eukaryota; Viridiplantae; Streptophyta; Magnoliopsida; Caryophyllales; Amaranthaceae
Exons: 12
Coding region: 73-1041 (322 amino acids)
Cellular component (GO): membrane
Molecular function (GO): oxidoreductase activity
Source: RefSeq, a predicted model, not a curated record